CACUCACACACACUCAGACUGAGCACUGACUGACCGCGUUUCGCGCGCACCUGAGCAACACAGCGCGCGGGAUCACCCCCUCGAGAGCUCCACUCACACACAUUCUCACACAGCGCACGCACAGGCGCGCUCUCACACCCUCACGCGCAUUCACGCGCGGGUUGCAUCAUCACUCAGCAGGCAGCAAAAUGGUCGCGGACGGGGAGAUAAAGCCGUGCUCAUUCGCGCGAGGCUGGACUGCGUCGUCACCGUAGGCGCGUGGAAGUGUUUGUGUGCUCGUGCAGGAUUUUGUUUACGGCGCUGCAGACAAAACACCUCACUGCACGUUCCAGAGAGAAGAAGCGAUGACCCUGGUUUUGUCCAUGAACCCCUUCUGUGAUCAUGAGGCUGAAGCCCCGCCCCCAAUCUACCAGCCAAUCUGGGAGUCAGAACACUGCAGCAAGAGCUGUGUCUCCACCCCCACGCCAACAGGGGGCGACGCCCAGGAGCUCAUGGACGAGCCGCCCUGUAGGCGAGUCCCAGAUCCUGUGACCAUGUCCCGGAUCGCUUAUUUUAAGAGGAAAUACGUGGAGGACGAUGAUCUUCCGCUUGGCUUCAGGAGUUACUGCCACACUGUGUCCCCAGUGUUGGAGGAGCACGCUCACGUCCUUCGUCUCUCUCUGGAGAAGAUGCGCUUCAUCGACGACCCUGAGGCGUUCCUGCGGCGCUCCGUCCUCAUAAACAACCUCCUGCGGCGCCUGCGGACGGAAAUCCUGCUCCAGAGGGACUGGCGAUUCCCGCCGGGACCUGUCGGCAUGGCGACCGCAUCCCCGGUCCACCCUCAUCCGUCCGCCAGCGUCCCGGCAAACCCGAACCGCAAGAGGCUGCGCGUGCUGAGGGCCGAGGAGGCCGAGUGCGUCCCGGCGUGCUGCUGUUUGUACACGGCUGGACAGUACCUUCAGCUGCCGCUCUGCGUUUAUGAGGGCGCGAAUUCUAACCUUCAGCCUUCGUCGUCAUCAUCAUCGUCGUCGUCGUCGUCAUCCUCCUCCUCCAGUGAGCUUUUGGAGGACGAGCAGGACAGCGACGGAGACGAAGGCCUGGACUCCCUCUGUCCAGGUCUGGACCUUUGCGAAGCUUCGUUUAGGGCAAAGAAAGAGAGGGAAAGAGAGAGAGAGAGGGCCAGGACGCGGGUCAGGGUCAGAGAGGAAGAGGACGGAGCGAGAGGAAGUGAAGUUUAUCUUCACUGCACCCCACUGGCGCAUAAUUUAAAAAAGACAAGAGUUAGAAAUAACGUAGCGUGAUGAAAAGGUGCGCACUGCAAAAAAAACUCCUGGCAUUAAUGUUUAUUGGCAGAUAACAAACAAAGCAAAAAUAAACAAAUAAACGCCUGAAGGAAUAAAAAUGGUCUGGGGUAAAUUAUCCUCUUACCAGACAAGUAUAUCGUUGUUGUGUCUCCAAACUGAUAACUUUACAGGAAAAAUGCUCUUAAAUUUUAUUGUAAAUUAAUACAGUGAGAUUUUAAUCUAAAUAAUUUGGGAUUAUUUCUUUUGGUCCAUUUAUGCUGAAUUUUUCACAUAAAGCGAAGGGCAGCUGGAGUUUUCAAAUCCUGUAAUAAAAAGACAAAAAUAUAUGCAAGGUUUUGUUCUGGCAGUGACGAUGUGGACCACUACUGAAUUAGUUCAAACUGCAGGCCCACGGUAAAAUAAAAUUAUUUACAAAAGCAGUGAAGUAUUCAGACCUUACAUAUUUACAGGGAUUAUGUUCUGAUAUGUUUAAACCCAAUGCAUUAAUAGAGAUAGUAAUAAGCUAAACAUGUACACAGUCAUCAUUUAUAGGGUUCUUUUUACUGUGCGGAGUCUGUUCUAAACCCUAACCCCCAAAUUUACACUUGUGAAAAUAAUACUCACAUUUUUUAUUUUUGUUUUUAAAAAAGUGAAGGUGAAAGAUUUAGAUUUAUCAUAAGUUCAAUUUCAAUUUAAAAACUUUAUUCAAAAAAAAAUUUGAUGUGACUACCAAAACACAAAGAGUUUUACUGUGUAGCCUUAUUUUAGCCACGCCCCUGCAUUUUAGAGCAGGAAGUGAGGCUGCAUCCCUGUCCCUCAUGGCCAAGAUCAGUUAAAAUUCCCAAAUCCGUUUCAGGUCUGACUUUGAACCAGUUCAGUAGACUCACCCAUAUACAGUCUAUAAGUGGUGAGAGUGACUGUUAGAGCCAGACUGUCAGUUUGGGCAAUAAAAGUCAAAACCUGAUCAAAAACAUGGUAAAAAACACCUGUACGAUAACGAUUUCUGCUAGAACCCCUGUGUGAUUGUAGGAGUAGAAUGUUAGCGCUAAGCUAUCAGCUAUUUACAUGUUUUGAAGCUUGUAACGGACAUUAUCAUAGAGCUUGUAUAUAUCAGUUUUACAGUGACUCUCUCAGUAAAAAGCUCUGCUGCCGCUGUUUUCCAUUCCUAACAACCAACCGAAACCUUGUUACAGCUCCUAUUCACAGUCUGUGACGUAUCUAGAACUUCCAGAAUACAUACACCAAGUGUGCUGAUUAAUAAAUAAACGUUUCGUGGAAAUGAUUAGGCCGCCUCUGCAGCUCUGAGAGUUCCCCACUUAAACUUAUCGCUGAAUUUGAGACGCUUCACUUGCUAAGGAGUGAUUUUUUUGCAGUGUAAGUUUGGCCGCCAACCUGCUACCAGUCAGAUCCGGCACUGGUCUGCGCUCAGAAAGCUUAAAGCAGGAGAAAGAGGGAGGAAAACCAGAGGGUGAGAGAAAGGGAGAUGACCCCAAUGGAUGUUGUGAAAAUGGGACACCAGGGGGUGCUCGUUUGGACAGUUGGGGAGGAAAUAGCAAUUACCUGGUUGCUAUGGAAACAGGGUUGGACAUGUUGCUGUGGAAUGAACCGACAAUGGCUGGAUGGACCAACCGUGGCUGACCAUUAGACAAGAAAAGGAAUGGUCUCCCAGUGACCAUGAAUGCAGUCCACGUGUUUAUCGUACAGGGUGUGACCUCUAGUCAUUUAAUGACUUCAGUCCGGUCUUUUAUUUUUCUGCGGGACUUUAAACGAACACAUACAAGAAAAUCCAAGUUUUAAGGUUUAUUGCAAAGAGCUCUUACUGAACUAAAGGAAUAGUUUGACGAAAAAACUACGUUGAGUCUCACUUCCUCCCCCUGCACUGCUGCACUUACAAACAAAAAGCUUUAGUUAGCUACAAACUUAAAAAGAUGGUUCUCCAAAGGUUCUUUAGUAAAGGCAAUGACUCCAUUUAGAACCGUUGACUCUAUGUAAAAUCAUUGCAUGCUUAAAUCACUAUUUUACUAGUUGUGGGCUGGAGGUUAGGGAACCAGCCUUGAUCCCCUGAGACGACAGUACGUGACUGAAGUGCCCUUGAGCAAGACACCUAACCCCCAACUGCUCCCCGGGCGCUCCGGAUAGGGCUGCCCACCACUCCGGGGAAAGUGUGCUCACUGCCCCCUAGUGUGUAUGUUCACUAGUGUGUAUGUGGUGUUUCACUGCAUGGAUGGUUCAAAAUGCAGAGGUGAAAUUUCCCCGUUGUGGGACUAAUAAGGGUCACUUAAUCUUAAUUAAUCUUAAUUUGCAUAGUCAAAUUAUUAUUCAGAUUGAUGGAGAAUAUAUAGCACCAAAAAGGGUUCUGCUACUGCGAUGAUGUCAAUCUUGUAACAAUAGCAGAACCAUUUUAGGUACUAUGUAGAACCAUUUUCAAAAAGGUGCUAUACAGAACCAUAUACAACACAUUCUCCAUCAAUUGAAGAACAAAUUCUAAAUAGAACCUUUGCCUUUACCAAACAACCCUUAAAGAACCAUCUUUUUUAAAUGUGUGGCUAAGAUAAAAUAUUCACAUUCUGCUGUUAGCCUCACGUUAUUAUUUUCUUCUAUUGGUUCUAUAUAGCACCGCAAAGGGUUCUUCUAUUGUUAGAACCCUUAAUGUUAUGUAGAACCAUUUUCAAAAAUGUGCUAUAUAGAACCAUAUACAACACAUUCUCUAUCAGUCUGAAGAAC
Colossoma macropomum (tambaqui) is the source of this 3986-nucleotide messenger RNA. It is a transcript of the gene sertad4, whose product is annotated as SERTA domain containing 4. Gene Ontology annotation, cellular component: nucleus. The record is from RefSeq and is a predicted model, not a curated record. The coding region runs from base 345 to 1280 and encodes 311 amino acids. Lineage: Eukaryota; Metazoa; Chordata; Actinopteri; Characiformes; Serrasalmidae. The transcript is spliced from 4 exons.